CAGUCGCAAAGACCUGGCGCGCAAACGAGGCCGGGGCCUCGCGGGGCCGGAAGCACGAAAUGGGGACCAAGAUGGCGGAUUUCGGUUCCCCUCAGAAGCUGUCAGGGGUUCCUCCGCCCGAGGGGAUGGGAGGAGGCCGCUGCUCGGAAGUCUCUACCGAGCUCAUUCGCUCUCUGACGGAGCUGCAGGAGCUAGAGGCUGUAUACGAACGGCUGUGCGGCGAGGAGAAAGUGGUAGAGAGAGAAUUGGAUGCUCUUUUGGAACAGCAAAACACCAUUGAAAGUAAAAUGGUCACUCUCCACCGAAUGGGUCCCAACCUGCAGUUGAUUGAAGGAGAUGCAAAGCAGCUAGCUGGAAUGAUCACCUUUACCUGCAACCUAGCUGAGAAUGUAUCCAGCAAAGUCCGUCAGCUUGACUUGGCCAAGAACCGCCUCUAUCAAGCCAUUCAGAGAGCUGAUGAUAUCUUGGACCUGAAGUUCUGCAUGGAUGGAGUUCAGACUGCUUUGAGGAAUGAAGAUUAUGAGCAGGCUGCGGCCCACAUUCAUCGCUACUUGUGCCUGGACAAGUCAGUCAUUGAGCUCAGUCGACAGGGCAAAGAAGGCAGCAUGAUUGAUGCCAACCUGAAAUUGCUGCAGGAAGCUGAGCAGCGUCUCAAAGCCAUUGUAACAGAAAAGUUUGCCAUCGCUACUAAGGAAGGGGAUCUGCCCCAGGUGGAGCGCUUCUUCAAGAUCUUCCCACUGCUGGGUCUGCAUGAGGAGGGAUUAAGCAAGUUCUCAGAAUACCUUUGCAAGCAGGUGGCCAGUAAAGCAGAGGAGAAUCUGCUGUUGGUGCUGGGGACAGACAUGAGUGAUCGGAGAGCAGCAGUCAUCUUUGCAGAUACACUCACUCUCCUUUUUGAAGGUAUUGCCCGCAUUGUGGAGACCCACCAACCAAUAGUGGAGACCUAUUAUGGGCCAGGGAGACUUUAUACCCUGAUAAAAUACCUGCAGGUAGAAUGUGACAGACAAGUGGAGAAGGUGGUGGACAAGUUCAUCAAGCAGAGGGACUACCAUCAGCAGUUCCGGCAUGUCCAGAACAGCUUGAUGAGAAAUUCUACAACAGAAAAAAGAGAACCAAGGGAACUGGACCCUAUCCUGACUGAGGUCACCCUCAUGAAUGCCCGCAGUGAGCUGUACUUACGCUUCCUCAGGAAGAGGAUCAGCUCUGAUUUCGAGGUGGGGGACUCCAUGGCCUCAGAAGAAGUAAAGCAAGAGCACCAGAAGUGCCUGGACAAGCUCCUCAAUAACUGCCUGUUAAGCUGCACCAUGCAGGAGCUAAUUGGCUUCUAUAUCACCAUGGAGGAGUACUUCAUGAGGGAGACUGUCAACAAGGCUGUGGCUCUGGACACCUAUGAGAAAGGCCAGUUGACGUCCAGCAUGGUGGAUGAUGUCUUCUACAUUGUUAAGAAGUGCAUUGGGCGGGCUCUGUCUAGCUCCAGCAUCGACUGUCUCUGUGCCAUGAUCAACCUUGCUACCACAGAGCUGGAGUCUGACUUCAGGGAUGUUCUGUGUAACAAGCUGCGGAUGGGAUUCCCGGCCACCACCUUACAGGACAUCCAGCGCGGGGUGACGAGUGCCGUGAACAUCAUGCACAGCAGCCUCCAGCAAGGCAAAUUUGACACAAAAGGCAUUGAGAGCACUGACGAGGCUAAGCUGUCCUUCCUGCCCCGCUCUGAGCCUCAGGAGUACAGCUGUCAGCCAGUCAGCCAGCCUGCACUGAAGUGGAUACAGACACCGGUGAGCAGGAAGUCACAUUCUUCUGUCCUCAUCUCCCAGGUGACCCUGAACAACGUGGAAGUGUGCAGUGAGAACAUCUCCACACUGAAGAAGACGCUGGAGAGUGACUGCACCAAGUUGUUCAGCCAGGGCAUUGGAGGGGAGCAGGCCCAGGCCAAGUUUGACAGCUGCCUUUCUGACUUGGCUGCCGUGUCCAGCAAAUUCCGAGACCUCUUACAGGAAGGGCUGACAGAGCUAAACAGCACAGCCAUCAAGCCGCAGGUGCAGCCUUGGAUCAACACCUUCUUAUCUGUCUCCCACAACAUCGAGGAGGAAGAGUUCAAUGACUAUGAGGCCAAUGACCCUUGGGUACAACAGUUCAUCCUUAACCUGGAGCAACAAAUGGCGGAGUUCAAGGCCAGCCUGUCCCCAGUCAUCUAUGACAGCCUGACCGGCCUCAUGACCAGCCUUAUUGCAGUCGAGUUGGAGAGAGUGGUGCUGAAAUCCACCUUUAACCGGCUGGGCGGUCUGCAGUUUGAUAAGGAGCUGAGGUCACUCAUCGCCUACCUUACCACAGUGACCACCUGGACCAUCCGAGACAAGUUUGCCCGGCUCUCCCAGAUGGCCACGAUCCUCAAUCUGGAGCGGGUCACGGAGAUCCUAGAUUACUGGGGCGCCAACUCUGGCCCACUGACGUGGCGCCUCACCCCUGCCGAAGUACGCCAGGUGCUGGCUCUGCGCAUGGACUUCCGCAGCGAAGACAUCAAGAGGCUGCGCCUGUAGCUGCCAGGGGGCGCCCACCUGGCCCGUCAUUCUUCAGGCCCCUUCCCUAAGUGGCCACCGCCAAGUAGCUGAGCAAGGCUGUCUGGCUUGGGGAGCUCUGACGGAGCAGACUUCCACUGCAGACAGCAGGAAAUAAGGCUCAACUCACUCUGCUGUCUGCACUCAGGCCUGUCUGGGUGGUGCUUUGCAGGUAGCCUCUCCCUACCAAGAGAGGUCAGUCCCCCUGGGCGCCUAAUUAUGUGGGAAAGCCAAGGCAGGCCAGCUUUCUGCACAGGUGGCCAUUCUGUUCUCAGACACUACAGCAAACAACCUGCCUCCCUGCCAGCCCUAAAGGAAUUGGGUAUAUCUGGGGCCCUGGGGAAUUAGGUUUACUCUGAGGAGAGGCUAUGAUGUUUAUGAUCACCCUGAAUAAAGACACUCCUUGGAGAGA
Messenger RNA from Mirounga angustirostris (Northern elephant seal), 2967 nucleotides. It is a transcript of the gene COG4, whose product is annotated as component of oligomeric golgi complex 4. The transcript is spliced from 19 exons. Bases 60 to 2537 code for a protein of 825 amino acids. Lineage: Eukaryota; Metazoa; Chordata; Mammalia; Carnivora; Phocidae. The record is from RefSeq and is a predicted model, not a curated record. Gene Ontology annotation, biological process: Golgi organization; retrograde vesicle-mediated transport, Golgi to endoplasmic reticulum. Gene Ontology annotation, cellular component: COG complex.